UUUUUGGCAUUGUCAACGAAGUGUCAAACGAACUGAGAUGCUAAGCUUCGUGGAUGGAGUAUAUCUUCUGUGAAACAAAAUAAUUGUACCGAUAACAACCCAAUCUUUGUGUUGACUGAGACAUCAUAUAAGUCAAUUACCAUGGCAUCUCAUUUGAGUACUAAAGACCGACUUCUGGCGCUAAUUGAUGAUAUUGAGUUGAUUUCAAAAGAAAUGAUUGAAGUGUCGAUAGCUCCGAAACCUCAAAAACUUUCUGCGGCAGACCAUGCACAGUUAACAGAGUUAUUGCUCUCAAAAGAUUCAGAGUUGAAGAAAGCUUUAGAAUUAGCUGAUGAACAGGCUAAGAUUCAACAAAAAAUGAAUGACUUGAAAGCAGAAGUAGAAAAUAAGGAUCAAGACAUCUUCCAUUUACAAAGGCAACUAAAAGAUGCGGAACAAAUUCUCGCAACGUCAUUAUAUCAAGCUAGACAGAAACUUGCAUCAAUAGUUAAAUCUAGAAAACGACCGGUACCAUCAGAAGAAUUGAUUAAGUUUGCACACAGAAUCAGUGCAUCAAAUGCAGUGAGUGCACCUCUUUCCUGGCAGCCUGGCGAUCCUCGUCGUCCAUACCCCACAGAUCUAGAGAUGAGGUUAGGUAUGCUUGGCCGGCUCUGUGACUUGCCACUGAAUGGACACACUCCAUCCACACUAAAUGAACUGCACAGAAUGACCACAGGCGGAGUGCCAGCAUCAGCUACAAACCAGUUCACAUGGCACCCAUCAGGUGAGCUCCACAUGUCAGUUGGAGGUGGAAACUCGGUGUCCAUCGACAGCCGCGGCAAGGACGCGCCAAAUCAGGAAGAUGUGGAAGUGAUGUCCACCGACUCAAGUUCAAGUUCAAGCAGUGACUCUCAAUGAAUAAGGAAGAAAAUGUGUUUACGACACAAAUAAAUGUUGUAAUAACUUUGAAAAGUUUUUGUUGAAGUUCAAAAAACUGUGUGGAACUAAGUGAUUUUUGUUGGACAUUGCAAUAUCAGAUUUAAAGACUGUUUUUAUAUUAUAAUCUGUAAUGUAAUUUUAUGUACUAUGAUUUUAGGCAUAAUUUACUUAUUAAAAUACUAUUCAAUUCUUUGCA
Spodoptera exigua (beet armyworm) is the source of this 1114-nucleotide messenger RNA. The record is from the annotation of a GenBank genome assembly. NCBI's taxonomy places the organism in Eukaryota, Metazoa, Arthropoda, Insecta, Lepidoptera, Noctuidae.